GGUUCUCCUACGCAAUCCAGUAGGAAAAAUAGUAUCGUGUGCCGUUGGCUUAGUCGUUGAGAUGAUAAACGAGAAGAGGAAUUAUCCAGGGCCCCGGGGGACUGCCAAUCACGCAAAGCGCCCUGGAGUCACCUUAGGAGUUUCAUAAUGGCAAAAGAUUAUUGGCUCACAUUGCCUAUAUUUCUUCUCGUUUAUCAUUUCAACGACUAACAUUGUUUUCUAAAUUUAUAAUAAAAAAUUAUCUUCAUGGUCAUUAUACAUAUGUAACAUCGUAUAUUCUAAAUUAUUUUAUUAUUGUGCUUUCAUAUGUAUGUUCAAAUUUUGCGUAAUUUUCUUUUUAGGUUUCUUGCUCAAGGUGGAACAAUCCAAAGUUUGCAUAAUAAAUUCCGUGUUGGUAAGAGCACAGUAAAUCUAAUCAUUAAAGAGACCUGCAAGGCAAUAUGGGAGAAGCUGCAGCCUAUUUAUCUGCCUCGGCUGACUAGGAACGAUUUUGAAAAAAUUGCUGCAGAAUUUUUUGAUCUGUGGCAACUUCCUAAUUGUAUGGGUGCUAUUGAUGGAAGACAUAUGCGCAUUAAAGCGCCACCUAUGUCAGGUAGUGAAUUCUACAAUUAUAAGGGAUUUUUUAGUAUCGUUGUUUUGGCAGCAGUAGAUGCCCAUUACAAAUUUACUUGGGUGGAUAUUGGACAGUAUGGAUCCAUAAGUGAUGGUAGAGUUUGGUCAAAUUCUGACUUUGGACAAGCUUUGGAUCAUGGCGAAGUUGACCUUCCACUGGACAAACCUCUUCCUGGAACCGACAUCCCCUUCCCACACUUCUUUGUGGGUGAUGAAGCUUUUCCCUUAAAGAAGUACCUUAUGCGCCCCUUUUCUGGAAGGAUGCAGCAGGUACUGUCAGCCCGGGAAAAAAUUUUCACAUAUGAUCAUAUAUAAUCAUAUAUGCUCAUAUACGAAAAAUGUC
Vollenhovia emeryi is the source of this 955-nucleotide messenger RNA. Its product is annotated as putative nuclease HARBI1. NCBI's taxonomy places the organism in Eukaryota, Metazoa, Arthropoda, Insecta, Hymenoptera, Formicidae. The transcript is spliced from 2 exons. The record is from RefSeq and is a predicted model, not a curated record. Bases 307 to 927 code for a protein of 206 amino acids.